UUUUUUUUUCUUUCUUUCUUCUUUACCACUUUUUUUUUCUUGGUAAUCUCUUCUCUCUUUUUUUUUUUUCUUAUUUAAUCGUUUAACAUGGUGAAAUCUAUUGAACAACAAGCUAUUGACACUGUUCGUGUUCUCGCUGCCGAUGUCGUUCGUGGUGCUAACUCUGGUCAUCCUGGUGCUCCUAUGGGUUGUGCUCCUAUGGCUCAUGUUCUUUUCAACAACCACAUUACUGUGAACCCCAAGAACACAAAGUUUAUUAACAGAGACCGUUUUGUCCUUUCUAAUGGUCAUGGUUGUGCUCUUCAAUAUGUCUACUGGCACUUGUUAGGUUUUGACGUGUCUAUGGAUGACCUCAAGCAAUUCCGUCAACUUGGCAGCAAGACUCCUGGCCAUCCUGAAUCCAACGAUACUCCUGGUGUUGAAGUUACCACUGGUCCUCUUGGUCAAGGUAUUGCCAAUGCUGUUGGUUUGGCUGCUGCUGAAGCUCACUAUGCUGCCACCUUCAACAAGCCUGGUUAUGAACUUUUCAACAAUCAUACUUUUGUUAUUCUUGGUGAUGGUUGUCUUCAAGAAGGUGUUGCUUCUGAAGCUAUCUCUCUUGCUGGUCACUGGAAGUUGGGCAAGCUCAUUGCUUUGUAUGAUGACAACAAAAUCACUAUUGAUGGUUCUACUGAAGUCUCUUUCACUGAAGAUACCAUCAAACGUUUCGAAUCCUAUGGCUGGCAUACCAUUGUUGUUGCUGAUGGUGACAACGAUAUCGAAUCUAUCAACAAGGCUAUUGAAGAAGCUAAGGCUGUUACUGAUAAGCCUUCUUUGAUCAAGAUCAAGACUACUAUUGGUUAUGGUUCUUUGCUUCAAGGUGAAGAAAAGGUUCACGGUGCUCCCCUCUCUAAUGAUGAUAUCAAGCAAGUCAAGCAAAAAUUCGGUUUCAACCCUGAAGAAUCAUAUGUUGUUCCCAAGGAAGUUUAUGAUUUGUAUGGUGCUCGUGCUGCUCAUGGUGCUCAAGCUGAAGCUGAAUGGAAUGCUCUCUUUGCCAAGUACAAGCAAGAAUACCCUGCUGAUGGUGAAGAAAUUGAACGUCGUUUCAAUGGCAAGUUGCCUGAAGGAUGGGAAGCUGCUUUGCCCAAGUUCACUCCCUCUGAUGCUGCCGUUGCCACUCGUAAGCUUUCUGAAGGUGUGUUGACUGCUUUGUCCAACAUUGUCCCUGAAAUGAUUGGUGGUUCUGCUGAUUUGACUGGUUCCAACUUGACUCGAUGGAAGACUGCUGUUGAUUUCCAACAUCCUUCUACUGGACUUGGUGACUACACUGGUCGUUAUUUGCGCUAUGGUGUACGUGAACAUGCUAUGUUUGCUAUUAUGAACGGUUUAGCCUCUUAUGGUGGUAUUAUUCCUUAUGGUGGUACUUUCUUGAACUUCUUGACCUACGGUUGGGGUGCUGCUCGUUUAUCUGCCUUGUCUCAUCUUCGAGUGAUCUAUGUCAUGACUCACGAUUCUAUUGGUCUUGGUGAAGACGGACCUACCCAUCAACCUAUUGAAACCUUGACUUUGACUCGUGCUACUCCCAACAUGAUGACUUUCCGUCCUGCUGAUGGUAAUGAAGUAUCUGGUACCUAUUUGGUUGCUCUUGAAAACCAACAUCGUCCCUCCGUCAUUGCCUUGUCUCGUCAAAACUUGCCUCAACUUGAAGGUUCCUCCAUCGAAAUUGUCCGCAAGGGUGGUUACAUUCUUCAAGAUGCUCCCAAUGCCAAGAUCAUCUUUGUUGCCACUGGUUCUGAAGUGUCUCUUGCUGUUGAUGCUGCUAAGAAACUUGCUGCUGAAGGUGUUCCUGCUCGUGUGGUCUCUAUGCCUUGUACCGAACUCUAUGAUGAACAACCUGAAGAAUACAAGAAAUCCGUUCUUACUCCUGGUAUUCCUGUGAUCUCUAUUGAAUCUCUUGGUGCUUGGGGUUGGGAACGUUACUCUCAUGCUCAAGUUGGUAUGACCACUUUCGGUGCCUCUGCUCCUAUCAAGGAUUUGUACAAGAAAUUCAAUAUUACUGCUGAUGCUGCUGUUGCUAAGGCUCACAAGGUUAUUGCCCACUUUGAAAAGGUUGGUUAUGUUCCUGAACUAGGUGUUUCUCUUUAAAUCAACAACAACAAAUAAUAAUCGGAAAUGUUAGUAAGUGGGAUGAUGGAUGAAAUAAGAUAAAAGAAAAUGUGAUCAAUUUUGUUGUUAGUCAUAUUUUGUUAUGAAUCAUAGUAUAGUAAUAAUAGUAUAUAUAUAUAUAUCUCCUGUUUAUUUUUUUUUUUUUGUCAAUUCAUUGUUUUUUAUUUAUUCUUUUAUUCUCAUUCUCAUCUUUUAUAUUCAUGAAAUAAAAAAAAAAAAAGAUAACAAUCCGGGCCUUUGUAUCAUA
Halteromyces radiatus is the source of this 2392-nucleotide messenger RNA. Its product is annotated as transketolase. The transcript has 7 exons. The record is from RefSeq and is a predicted model, not a curated record. NCBI's taxonomy places the organism in Eukaryota, Fungi, Mucoromycota, Mucoromycetes, Mucorales, Cunninghamellaceae. Gene Ontology annotation, cellular component: cytosol. Gene Ontology annotation, biological process: pentose-phosphate shunt. The coding region runs from base 88 to 2124 and encodes 678 amino acids. Gene Ontology annotation, molecular function: transketolase activity.